Messenger RNA from Cottoperca gobio, 1551 nucleotides. RefSeq names its product WD repeat domain 54 (gene wdr54). Gene Ontology annotation, molecular function: protein binding. The transcript is spliced from 10 exons. Gene Ontology annotation, biological process: cilium assembly. Lineage: Eukaryota; Metazoa; Chordata; Actinopteri; Perciformes; Bovichtidae. The coding region runs from base 163 to 1170 and encodes 335 amino acids. Gene Ontology annotation, cellular component: centriole; ciliary basal body. The record is from RefSeq and is a predicted model, not a curated record.
GGUCUACGGUUGCUCGGCAACUGACGACGCAUGGAUGACGUUUUACGUAGAGGUGGCGUUGUAUCUAUGGCUGCGGACGACGCGGAGGUAAUCCUGUUGCUAUCAAGAAGAGAUUGCCUACUGUCAUUUCAACACAUUGCGUUGCUAAAAUAAGACAGCUCAAUGUAUCACAAAGAGAAGAGCAUCCAGAUCAAAAACAGCGCCUCGGCGCUGUACAACAACCUGGGCGUGCUACGCAUCGCCCCGCGGAGCCUCACCUACUUCACGGUGGUGCAUGCUAACGUGGUCAACAUGGUCAGCGCGUCCUGGGACGGCCUCAACUAUUCCCACCGUCAGCUGCAGUCCAAGGAGCCUAAUGUCGCCACAAGCACGUCGCUCAUCAUGCAGGCUGCGUUUUGUGCUCUGCCCUCUCGUGAUCUGCUGGUGGUGACCUCUCAGAAAGGCAUUCAGAUUUAUGAAUCUGAUGGUUCCACCAUGGUGUACUGGCAUGCACUGGAUAUUCCCGAAACACCUACAGCUCAGGCCGUGUUUGCUCGGGGGAUAUCAGCAGUGGAGAGUUAUAUAUGUGUGGGCGUUUCAUCUGGUGCCAUUCUAGUAUUUGAUGUUCCCAGUAAAGGCAGUAACAUUACUCUGUCUGACGUCCUGAAGGGGCAUGAAAAGUCCAUCACUGACAUGGCCUCUGAGUGCUCUGGCAGCCAGGAGUGCAUAGCUGAUCUCAUUAGUGCAGAUGAUAGGGGCAACCUGUGUGUGUGGAAGUCAGGGGAGACAUUUCAGAGGUUCAACAACAUCCCUGGCUUUGAUAUGAGCUGCACAUCGGUCAAGUUGUGGAAAGGUACAGCGGUGGCAGGUUACGGCACAGGACAGAUUCGUCUCUAUGAGGCAGUGACGGGAAUCCUGCAUGCUGAGGUCAACGCCCACGCUCGCUGGAUAUACUCACUGGACAUCGCUCCUUUUUCUGGGCUGCUUUUGUCUGCUGGCGAGGACUCUCUGGUCAGAGUGUGGCACCUGACAAUGAAACCAGAGUCCCUCAGCGUGGAGGUUGCCCAUUUGCACAAUGAGUGUGUGACGGACACACAAAUCUGUGGCGCCAAGUUCUGUGACGGCGAUGGUUAUGCCUUUGCAGUGACAGGCUAUGACCUGAGUGAGAUUAUCCGUUACACCCAGUCUUAGGACUUUGCUUUCAUUGAAGCUAAGUUUAUGAAUGUGAAUGAUGUAUAUUAGAGAUAAUGUAUAUCUGGAUCGAAAACAUGAUCCAGAGAGGACAGAGUCAUGAGUGCCCAGGUUAAGGUCAGGUUUACAUUCUGCCAGGAUCGGGUAUUUAACAUAAUAUUGUUUGUUUCAUGGCAUUUCUGUCCUCUAAAUCUACACAGUUUUUGAAGGAGAUUAGCAUAUAACAAAAUAAUUAAAAAGUAAUGUGUUAAAGUUUCUAUAAAUAUUUUAUGUACAAAGUGUACACAUUUUCAUGUAUGUGAAUGUAACUUUAAAAUGUUGUAAAAUAUUCUAUUAUUAAUGUUUCAAACAACUGUACCGGUAAACAUUUUUAUAAAGAAA